AUGUGGCAGGCUACAGUCUACUACGAAAUAGGAUUGCCGAAUAGCGACCGGAAUUGGAACCAACAGGGGCCGGGAAGCAAGUUGCAAAGUGUCCUGCCGCAACUGUGUCAAGCACCAAAAAAGCUAAAAGGACCUCAUCGGUUCCGAAACUGGUCUUGCAUCUCCGAAUUAAACACGCGAGAAAAACUAUCUAUAUUUAAUCAACAAAAUGAGAGCAAUUACAAUUUAAGCCUAAUUAAUGUAAAAUGA
Arctia plantaginis is the source of this 249-nucleotide messenger RNA. The record is from the annotation of a GenBank genome assembly. Lineage: Eukaryota; Metazoa; Arthropoda; Insecta; Lepidoptera; Erebidae.